CGUAUCGAAACCCAAGGGGCCAAAAUAAACAUUACAAGUUUCUUCAAACCGAGGGUUUUUCUCCGCCAUUUUUUCCCUCUCCGGAAUUCGCAUUUCUCUGUGUUCAACAAUGGCCGAAACAAUUUGUAGAGCUCUACGUGAUGGAGCAUUCGAAGGAGAACACGCUCCUGCUCUAACUAUAAAGGAUACUAUCGACACGCCUCUCGGUUCCUUCGUCUUCAACCAUAUUCUUACGCAACUUACUUCCAACAUUCUCGCCGGUAAAUCACAAGCUCGAGGUGUUGUGCUGGUCGCUUUAUCACGGCCUCCAUCGUUCUAUGUUGAACUGUUGAAGAAUAAAGGUUUCGACGUUUCUUCAUCGAGUAAAUGGCUAAGAGUUUUAGAUUGCUAUUCUGAUCCUCUUGGAUGGAAAAACAAGUUAUUGGAGAGGGGAACUGUAAGAAAUCCCUAUGAAGAGACCUUACUGAAAACUACCUUAUGUAAGAACUUGAAAGAAUUGGACAAGGUUUUGUCUUCUAUUAUUGAACUUGGAAAAGAAAUUGUUGAAGAGGGAAAAGGGAGAUUUGCAGUUGCAAUAGACUCGGUUAGUGAGAUCUUGAGACAUUCAUCUCUACCUUCUGUUGCAAGAAUCUUAAGUCAUCUUCGCAGUCAUGACCAGGUCUCAUGCAUAUUUUGCUUGGUGCAUGUGGACCUUCAUGAGGCCAAGGUGGCUGCCACUCUUGAAUAUUUGUCCACUAUGCAUGCGGAUGUGGAACCAAUAGUUCAAAGAACAAAUGGACAGAGAAACAUCUCAGAGGACCUCCCAAUGGUGGAACAGUCCUUUAAGAGAGGAAAAUUUCAUGUACGCUUUAAACGCAGAAAUGGACGUGUCAGAGUGAUGAGGGAAGAGCUUUAUGUUGAGGGAUCAGGCAUCAAAAUUACUGAAGUUUCAUCUGAAGAUGGAAUCACUGCACAAAGUCUUGUUCCCAAGGUGCAAUUCAAUUUAGAUUUGUCAGAGAAGGAAAGAUUAGACCGAGCAAAAGUUGUACUCCCAUUUGAACAUCAAGGAACUGGUAAACCCAUUCAAAUCUAUGAUGGUCGUAAAUCACUUAACGAGAGCGAAAAUGAGGAGAAACAAGCUUCAGUUGAGAAACCGCAAACAACAGAGGAUUCUGGGAGGGGUGAGAUAAUAUAUUUUCGCGAUUCAGAUGAUGAGAUGCCAGAUUCAGAUGAGGACCCUGAUGAUGAUUUGGACAUAUGAUUGUGUGUAUAAUCACUUUCAAGCAUCAUGAUACCAGAUUUUUAGAUGAAGGCUUUUUGUGACCACCUUACAAUCUAAAUUAUGUCAAAAGUCAGGCUGCCAUAACCAAAUCCAUGUCCGAAAUGUUUUGCUGGCAGUCUACUUAUACAAAUCGGUGAAAUGGAAUAUUCUUGACCUCUCUUAAGUUUAUAGGGUGACUGGCAUUGCCAGCCACAUAGUAGGUUUGAUUGAUCCCUGCGAGUAUUUAAGUGCAACUUAUCUUUAAGUUGUAGUGUGCACUGUGUCAUGGCUGUAGCCUUUGACUACGCUUAUUAAGGGUACAAGGGGGUUGUAGUAGAGAAUCAAACCAGUUGUAAGGUGGUAAGUUUAUUUGGUGUCUUUCUGGUGGGAUUACUACGGGAUAAUUUUGUUCAUAUAUAAGAUUGUCUAACACCUUUGUAACUUGUAUGACUUGACCAUACAUUAAUUUGUUACAUAUGUUAUCUGAAGCUUGGAUC
This is a messenger RNA of Solanum pennellii, 1737 nucleotides long. RefSeq names its product elongator complex protein 5. Gene Ontology annotation, biological process: tRNA wobble uridine modification. NCBI's taxonomy places the organism in Eukaryota, Viridiplantae, Streptophyta, Magnoliopsida, Solanales, Solanaceae. Gene Ontology annotation, molecular function: tRNA binding. The coding region runs from base 110 to 1240 and encodes 376 amino acids. Gene Ontology annotation, cellular component: nucleus; cytosol; elongator holoenzyme complex. The record is from RefSeq and is a predicted model, not a curated record. The transcript has 9 exons.